AUGGAUGCGUUAAUUGAGGGGGGUGAACGAAUUGGGUGUUGGCAUUUAUCAGGCUUCUACGGACACCCUAAGACUGCUCUAAGGUUGGAAUCAUGGAGAUUGCUUAAUUCUCUAAGGGAUAGUUCACAGUUGCCGUGGCUAGUUAUUGGAGAUUUUAAUGAAAUUAGAUGUCAAGCAGAAAAGGAGGGAGGGGCAUCUAGGCCGGUUCAGCAAAUGGCCAGGUUUAAUGCUUCUAUUAACUAUUGUGGGUUGAAGGAGGUUGGUUUUGUAGGUCCUAAAUUUACAUGGCUGUACCAGAAACGGGAUGGCACUCAAAUUAGGGAGAGGUUGGAUAGGGCCUUAGCUUCUGUAGAUUGGCAUUCUCAUUUCCCUAAUGCUAAGCUUCAUCAUAAGUCCUCAUCUGCUUCGGAUCAUAAUCCUCUUCUGCUGCAUCUAUUCUCCAAGAAAAAACAUCUGAAACACAAGAAAAUUUUUCGAUUUGAGUCGAUGUGGUUGAAGGAUGAGAGAUGUGAGAAUGUGGUGUCAGAGGCAUGGGAGGAAGGGUUGUGCAUGGCCUCUGAUUUUCCUAUCUUAUCUUGCAUGGAGUCAUGCAGAAACAAAUUGGAGGCUUGGAAUGGGCAUGAGUAUGGGCAUGUGGGAAAGAAGAUUGCUUGCUUACAAAAACGUCUAGAAUGGCUGGAGCUGCAAGAGUCAUCACCUACAGCUAUUAAAGACUUACGAGAUACUAGAGUGGAAUUGAAUUGUUGGCUCGAUAAGGAGGAUGCAAUGUGGAAACAAAGAGCAAGGCUAAACUGGUUUCGGGAGGGAGACCGAAAUACCCGUUUCUUUCAUGCAAAGGCUUCAGCACGGUUUCAAAAGAACUUAAUUGAAGGGGUGUUUGAUGCCGAAGAUGUGUGGCAGGUUGAUCAAGGGGAGAUUGAGAAGGUAUUUAUUGACUACUACUCUGAUUUGUUCACUUCUUCAGCACCAUCAGAGUUCACUGAAAUUAUGAAGGCCGUUCAACCUAGAGUCACCCAAUUAAUGAAUUCCAUGCUGGUGAAGGAAUUCCAAGCAGGUGAAGUGCACAAAGCCUUGAAGCAGAUGUAUCCUUUAAAAGCCCCGGGUCCGGAUGGUAUGCUCCCUCUUUUUUUCCAAAAAUUUUGGGCUACUGUAGGUGGAGUAAUGACUAAGACAGUAUUGGAUUUCCUAAAUUUGGGCAUUACCCCGCCAAAAUUUAACGAAACCCAUAUUGUUCUGGUCCCUAAAACUACUUCUCCUAAAAGAGUAAUGGAGUAUAGACCAAUCAGUCUCUGUAAUGUUAUUUACAAACUGGCAUCUAAAACCCUUGCCAACAGACUCAAAAAAAUCCUCCCAUCUAUUAUCAGUGACACCCAAAGUGCUUUUGUGAAUGGUAGACUGAUUACUGAUAAUGUUCUAGUAGCUUUUGAGGCAAUGCACCAGAUUAACUUGAAGAAAUCAGGGGCAAAAGGUGAGAUGGCUCUCAAGCUAGACAUGAGUAAGGCCUAUGACAGGGUGGAAUGGGCAUGUUUAGAGAAGAUAAUGGAGAAAUUGGGGUUUCACUCAAGAUGGAGAAGCUUGAUGAUGCAAUGCAUCUCUUCUGUCACUUAUGCGGUACGUGUCAAUGGUAAACCUAGUGGCCAUAUUAUUCCCUCCAGAGGUCUUCGCCAAGGUGACCCACUUUCCCCAUAUUUAUUUUUGAUUUAUGCUGAAGGUCUUUCUGCUUUAAUUAAAAAAGCUACAGCUGAUGGCUUGUUGGAAGGUGUAUCUGUGUGUAGGGGUGGCCCUUGUCUAUCUCAUUUAUUUUUUGCAGAUGACAGUCUAAUCUUUUGCAAAGCCACUAUUGAUGAAUGUGUAGCCCUCCAAAAAGUACUGAGUACGUAUGAGCAAGCCUCUGGCCAACAGUUGAACCGUGCCAAAACCUCUCUAUUUUUCAGUCCUAACACCGCAAAGGAGAUCCAGGAGGAGAUAAAGGUGAGGUUUGGGGCUCAAGUGAUUAAGCAGCAUGAAAGGUACCUGGGCCUCCCAUCUUUGGUGGGAAGAAAUAAAAAGAAUACUUUCAAGGAAGUCAAGACAAAACUGGCUAAGAAAUUGGCUGGUUGGAAGGAAAAGCUAUUGUCUAAAGCUGGAAAGGAAGUUCUGAUAAAAGCGGUGGCCCAAGCUAUUCCGACGUACACUAUGAGUUGCUUUAAAAUUCCUGAUUCCUUUUGUGAUGAGAUGACGAGUAUCAUUAGGAAUUUUUGGUGGGGGCAAUGCAAGGAGGAACGGAAAAUGGCAUGGAUCAGUUGGGAGAAACUUUGUGCCCCAAAGGCUUGUGGGGGUAUGGGAUUUAAGCAACUGAAGCAAUUUAAUUUGGCCAUGCUGGCAAAACAAGGUUGGCGGCUCCAGACUGGGAAUGAUUCCUUAUUGUAUAAGGUAUUUAAGGCCAAAUAUUUUCCGAGGUGUGAGUUUGUUGAUGCUAAUCUUGGAAAAAAUCCUUCUUUUGCUUGGAGGAGUAUUUUGGCAGCUCAAGCGAUUAUCCGGAAUGGUAAAAGGUGGCAGGUAGGGAAUGGGCAUAGUAUCAUGAUUUGGAAGGAUAAAUGGAUACCUUCUCCCUCAACUUAUAAGGUAGUAUCUCCAAUCUCAAAUCUUCCUGAGGACUCUCGAGUUGCAGCCCUUAUUGACGAGGAGAAGGGUGCAUGGAAGAAGGAGGUGGUGCGGCAAACUUUCCUACCUCAUGAAGCUGAUUUAAUUUGUAGUAUAGCUCUGAGUGCGAAUCUGCCUGAGGAUAAGCAGGCCUGGGCUUUAACGCACAAUGGAAUAUUUAGUGUCCGUAGUGCAUAUAAGCUAGCCGUGGAGAUGAGUUCAACUGUGCCGGCGGGUAGUGUAUCAAAUGGCAAUCAGUUAAGAAGAUUUUGGAAGUACUUAUGGAGCUGUAAUAUCCCGCACAAGAUCCGCCACUUCGCUUGGAGGGCUUGCAAGGAUGUUUUACCCACAAAGGAGAAUUUGGUUAGGCGCAAGGUGCUGCUGGACAGUGUUUGUGAGGAAUGCCAGAUGGAGGACGAAUCUUCAGGCCAUUUAUUUUGGCGCUGUCAACGUGCUAGAGAAGUUUGGCGCACGUCCUCUCUGUUUCUGGGUUCAGUGGAACACCAUUUCGGUUCAUUCAUGGACUUGCUGUGGCACGUAGUGAUGAUUGCUCAAUGGGAUCACAGUGGGGUGGAACAUUUGAUUGUGAUAGCUUGGGCGUUGUGGUCAAACCAGAACGAACACAGACAUGGCGGUGCGAAGAAGUCAGCACAAGCUAUAGUACAGGGUGCGUUGGAAUAUUUAGUUAAGUAUCAGGCGUGUUUGGAGGAUACAGAUUCGAAGCAGCCUGCUGCAGCAGUGGUAUGGACGCCUCCCUCUCCUAAUCGCUACAAAAUUAAUGUAGACGGUGCUGUGUUCAAAGAGCAGAAAAUGGCGGGGGUGGGGAUUUUAAUUAGAGAUGCAGCGAGUCAGAUGAUUGGUGCCAGCAGUAAAAAACUUGAUGCUCCUCUAGGUGCCAUGGAGGUUGAAGCUAAGGCUGUUGAGCUGGGCCUUCAAUUCGCCAAAGAUAUGUCUAUACAGGACUUCACGCUUGAGGGUGAUUCGUUGUCUCUAGUGAAUGCUUUGAGGGAGUUAUCUCCUCCUCCAUUAUCUGUUGCUGCUCUGGUUUUUAGUUCCAUUACUGUUGCUCAUAGCUUCCGUCAUGUAGAUUUCGCUCAUGUUGGUCGAAAUGGAAAUAAGCCAGCUCAUUUACUUGCUAGACAUGCUUUAGGCAUUGCAGAUUUAUCUGUUUGGGUUGAAGAGACCCCUUGUUUUCUUGAACAAGCUCUCAACCAGGAUGUAUUUGUCAAUUCUUCUGAUUAA
Quercus lobata is the source of this 3864-nucleotide messenger RNA. RefSeq lists its product as uncharacterized. Gene Ontology annotation, molecular function: nucleic acid binding; RNA-DNA hybrid ribonuclease activity. The transcript has a single exon. NCBI's taxonomy places the organism in Eukaryota, Viridiplantae, Streptophyta, Magnoliopsida, Fagales, Fagaceae. The record is from RefSeq and is a predicted model, not a curated record. Bases 1 to 3864 code for a protein of 1287 amino acids.